AUGGCCUCGAGCGGCGGCGGCGCUGCUGAGCCGGCCUCCAGCCCCGCCGACUACGAGCUCUACGAGCUCGUCGUCCACGGCCACGGCUGGCGCUACGAGCAGCGGCUCGCGCCCACAGACUUUGCCGCCGCACUCGCCGCCGACGAGCCCGCCUCGCCCGCCGCCGCCGCCGCGUCGGCGGCGGCCGGUGAGACUGGCAGCGGCGGCUGGCUGACGGUGCGCGAGCUGGCGGUGGGCGAGGAGCUGCCGCCAUCGGACACCGGUGGCGCAGACUCUGCGAGGGCGGCCGCGGAGGCUGGCGGCAGCGCUGCCGAUGCCGCCGGAGCGACGGAGACGCGGCGGCUGGACGCGGCCAAGGCGCAGGAGCUGGCGCGCUCGGCGGUGGCGCUGGCGGGUCGCGUGUGGGAGUCGCCCGCCGUCUCGCUCGCCUUUGAGCUCGCCCAGCAGGCGCUCUGCUGGCCGGCGGGAGGCGCGCCCGAGCUGCUGCCCCGCUGGUCGGCGCUGGAGCGGAGGCUGCCGUACGCGCAAGAGGCGCUGCUGCGCGAGGCGCUGCGCUGGCGGAUCGCCCACUCCCCCUCGGGCGGGCUGCUCGCCGUCUGGCAGUCGUCCGCGCUGCUGCUCCUCUCGCACCGCGACGCGUUUGCCGCCCCCGUCGGCCUGUGGCGCUGCGAGCCGCAUGGAGAGCUGCAGCACCGCCGGCUGCUGCAGUGGAGCGGCGACGGCGCGCUGCUCGUCGCCGCCGCGCCCGACGGCACGGUCGCCGUCUUCGACGCCCGCCUCCGCCUCCUCCACACCCUGACCCACGCCUGGAGCGGCAGGUCGGCGGGCGGGGUGCUGGGCGGGGCGGAGGGCUCUCACCCGUCCGAGCUGCUCCUCCUCUCCGCCGCCGGCUUCCUCCACCGCGUUCUGCUGCCCGCCGCCGCCGCCGAGCAGCCGCGCCACGCAACACCGCGUCACGCCGCGCCGCCGCUCUCCCUCGCGCCCGCCCACCACGGUUUCGUCACCUCCCUCGCCUACGCCGACCUCGGCGGUAGCGGCGGCGGCGUCGGCAUCCUGGCCGUCGGCGGCGGCGGAGCGCCUCCCUCCAAGGCUGCGGCGCUGGUGCUGGCCAAGGCAGAGGCGGCAGCGGGCGGCGGAGAUGGGCCUAGAGAGGGGCGGCCGCUGCCCUCGCUCUCGCUCUGGGCAAUCACCGACGAGGCGCCGCACGCGCGCCUCCUCUUCGCGACGACGGCGGAACCGCCUCGCGCCUCCCGCGCCGCCGCCGUCGCCGCCGCGCCGCUCGCCGCGUUGCGCCGCGCCCGUGCCGCCGCCUCCGGCUCGGGCGUGCCGCACUGCCUCGCCCUCUCGGACGGCGGCCACAAGCUCGCGGCCCUCUGCCUAAUUAGCGGCCUCUCCGUGUGGCAGCUCACCCCGCUCCACACCGCCGCAGCCAUGGGGGCCGCCGCCGCAGCCGCCGCCGUCCGGCGUGUGCCCGAGGCGCCGGCGCUCUUCUCUGGCGGCGGCGCGGGCUCUCCGUCGCAGUGGCUGGCGGUGCACUGGUGGGGCCGCGCCGCCCUCGUGCUCGCCCAGCGCGACGGCGCGGUCUCCGUCUCGUCGAUCGGCUCGAGCGGUUUGCGCGAGCUGCUCGGGGAGCGGCCCGAGUCUUUCCCGCCGCUGCCGCUUCUCUCUGCGCCUCGCGGCGACCCCCCUUCCUUCUUCGUCCUCACCCGCGAGGCGCACGCGGCGCUCUUCAAGCGCAAGGUCGACCUCGGCGAGUACGGCGACGCGCUCACGUGGGCCCGCGCCUACGGCUUCUGCGCCGACGGG
This is a messenger RNA of Emiliania huxleyi CCMP1516, 1806 nucleotides long. RefSeq lists its product as hypothetical. The annotation marks the transcript as partial. The record is from RefSeq and is a predicted model, not a curated record. The transcript is spliced from 4 exons. NCBI's taxonomy places the organism in Eukaryota, Haptophyta, Isochrysidales, Noelaerhabdaceae. Gene Ontology annotation, biological process: retrograde vesicle-mediated transport, Golgi to endoplasmic reticulum. Gene Ontology annotation, molecular function: SNARE binding. Gene Ontology annotation, cellular component: endoplasmic reticulum membrane; Dsl1/NZR complex.